Messenger RNA from Oncorhynchus mykiss (rainbow trout), 2685 nucleotides. The record is from RefSeq and is a predicted model, not a curated record. Lineage: Eukaryota; Metazoa; Chordata; Actinopteri; Salmoniformes; Salmonidae.
UAAAAUGGCGGAGCUCAAGGAAGCAGACGCCGAACAACUACACCAGGAGGACGUCGAUAUAAAAGGUGGUGGAGUCUCAGACACACUGGUCCCAGAAGAGAGACAGCCUGCUGAGGAUGAUGCAUCUUCAGCCAGUAGUACUGUGGGGAAGACUGAGGCACUGGCAGGGGACAAUGAUGCCAAACCAUCAACCACAAUCAGCGAUAGACACAUCUCUAUCCAGACCAAACUAGAGGGCCUGGAGGUGCUGACCGACCUAAACGGAGCUGGGAGGAAGGCGUGUCCACUAUGCCCUGAGGAGAAGUUUAAGGCCUGCUACAGCCACAAGCUACGACGCCACCUCCAGAACCUCCACUGGAAGGUCUAUGUGGAGUUUGAAGGUCAGAAGAUGUGCAUCUGUCACCUGCCCUGCAGACAGCUGAGGCCCAGCCCCAGCCCCAAUGGAGACCAGGCUCCAGGCAGGCUGGUGGCACAUUACCACUGUGUAGUGUGUUCAGUCACCAUCGCCCGCAAGACGGACAUGAUCAGUCACCUGAAACGCCACGUCAACAAGGGAGAGACUGAGGCCAGCUACUCAGGCAGCUCUGAUGUGCCCUUUGAGGAGUCAGCUCCGUCUGGACAGGCCUAUGAGAUAAUGAAAGAGCUGGGGACCAAUGUUCAGCUCAUGCCCAACCAUACGACCCCACAGAAGACUGACACCUACUUCAACCGCAAGAUGAAGAUCAACAGGCAGCUAGUAUUCUGUUCCCUGGCGGUCCUGGCUGAGGAGAGGAACCCGUUGGAGAGUCUGGAUGCGUUUGGAGCCACAGGCAUUAUGGGACUCCAGUGGGCCAAGCACCUGCGGAACGCCGUCAAGGUGACCAUAACCGACAUCAAUGAAGUGUGUGUCAAGAUGAUCCGCGAGAACUGCAACCUCAACCACAUCCGGGUGGAGGGGUCGCGGGGGUCAUCCCGGGUCCCUGACGGGGGGGCGGGGGAUGUGGACGGGGUGCCCAUCGCUACCGUGGAGGUCGCCAAGAUGGAUGCCAACGUUAUCAUGCACCUGAGGUCUUUUGACUACAUACACCUGGACCCGUUCGGCACGGCUGUCAAUUAUCUGGACUCUGCUUUCCGGAACAUCCGGAACCUGGGCAUCAUCUCUGUGACGUCCACGGACACGGGCUCCCUCUACUCUAAGUCCCUGAACGUCACGAUGCGCCACUAUGGCUCGAAUAUAGUCCGCACAGAGUACUACAAGGAGCUGGCUGCACGCAUGGUGCUGGUCACUGUAGCCAGGGCGGCGGCACGCUGUAAUAAGGGCAUAGAAGUGUUGCUGGCGGUGGCUGUGGAACACUUUGUCCUGGUGGUCGUCAGAGUCCUCAGGGGUCCCACCCAGGCCGAUGAGUCAGCCAAGAGGAUCAGACAGCUCAUCCACUGCCAGUGGUGUGAGGAGAGGGUGUUCCUCAAACAGGGGAGCAUGGUGGAGGAAAACCUGUACAGACAACUGCCCUGCAACUGUCAUGGAAGCAUGCCUGGCAAGACAGCGGUGGAGCUGGGACCGCUAUGGUCUGGUCCUCUGUUUAACUCCGGGUUCCUGAGGAGGAUGUUGUGUGCAGCGGUGCAGCACAGUAUGGAGGAUAUUCAGCCUCUGGUCAAGACUCUGAUCUGUGAGUCAGAGUGCACAACGCUCAAGUCCUCUGUUCACGGGCCCACUGCACUCAUCAACCAAGUGGAAUGUGGUGUAGUCAUCAAGGUACAGAAGGUGGAGGAGUCAGGCACCGCUGACCACUCAGGGAAGAGAAAGACAGGAGAUGAGCCAGGUAACGUGGUGAAGAAGCUGAAAUCAGACGGGUCUCUGGAGCACCCAGCGUUCUACUACGGUAUUCACCGCCACAGCAUCAGAGGCAUGAACAUGCCCAAGUUGAAUAGGUUCCUGCAGUACUUGACGGAGGCGGGCUUCAGAGUGAGCCGCACCCACUUUGACCCAACAGGGGUGCGGACCGACGCCACGCUGGACCAGUUCAAGUCGGUGCUCACCAAAUACAGCGUGCCCACCUACACCAACACCACGGCAACCCAAAACCCAGAGGAGACGGUACGGGCUAUGGAGUGACCCACCCUGGGGAGAAUCAAGGCCUCAUCACCUCUUCUCUCCCUCUCAGAGGUGACAUAUGUCUCAAAUGCCACCCUAUUCCCUAUAUAGUACACUACCUUAGACCAGGGCCCAUAACCCUAUUCCCUAUAUAGUGCACUACUUUAGACCAGGGCCCAUAACCCUAUUCCCUAUAUAGUGCACUACUUUUGACCAGGGCCCAUAGUAGUACACUAUAGGUAAUAGGGUGGCAUUUUCUCUGUGCAGGGACACUGGUUGUAAAGAGUGGCUCACUCUGCACUGAUUUGUAUUUUCCUCUUGGUUUCAUUCAUCACUGGUACUUUGUAAAUGUUCUCUAAGAAGUCACAAUGCUUCUAGAUUAAUAGAGUUCUGCUUUUCCAAUAGAGCUGAAAUAUUGGUUAAAUGCAGACAGAUAAUAGCCUCUAUUCUGCUCAUUUACUCAUAUUUAUUAUUCUUGUGAAUAAUUCCUUUACAAUUUUAUUUUCUGAGUUCAUCGUAAAGUUCAUGGUGGCCGUUUUCAUCUUUUAAUAGUUUUUUUUAUGUACAUUUUUACUCUGGGUAAAAGGUAAUAAAAUAUUGUUGCAAAGCCUGAA